Lathyrus oleraceus (garden pea) is the source of this 3163-nucleotide messenger RNA. RefSeq lists its product as uncharacterized. The record is from RefSeq and is a predicted model, not a curated record. Lineage: Eukaryota; Viridiplantae; Streptophyta; Magnoliopsida; Fabales; Fabaceae. The transcript is spliced from 3 exons. Bases 1841 to 3163 code for a protein of 440 amino acids.
GCAUCAUGCUUACUCAGAUAGGCUUGCAUAUCCAUAUUCUCCACCUUCAGAGUGUUGAUUUUGUGGAUGACUCUAUAUAAAUAAUGAACAUCAUUGGAGAAGACUUUUUUGGCCUUUUUCCAAACCUCAUAGCAAGUGAAGAAGGCUUGGUGUUGCGCUUGGAGAUUAGGUGCUACGGAAAACCAUAACACAAUGCACAUAGAUGCAUCAGUUUUCUUCCAUUUAGAAAGUUUGACGACGAGAACAUCAUCAACUUUUGUGGUUAAGUGAUCUUCAUAUCCCUGACUGUGAAACCACAUCUUAACAACAUCAACCCAUAUGUUGUAGUUGGAUGAGUCAUAUAGCUUUGCACAUGGAAUACGCAAAACUUUGAUAAAUGAAUCACUAAAACCAGAAUUGGUGUCUCCCAUGGCUUGGACAACAAAAUAACGAAGUGAAAUCGGGGUUGUUUGCACAAGAGCACUAUUUUCCGUGAGCCGAAAAGUAAAACAGAGGCCGGAUCUGCCACGGAUGGGGAGAGGCAAGUAGACUGGUAGAAAAAUGGUCGAAAUCGUCAGCAAAACGCGCUGGCACGUGCAGGGCAACGACGAAAAGAGGACAAUGGCCGGAUCAGAGGGCGGAGAGUUGGAUGGUGGGGUCGGUUUUCCGAAACGUCGCCGGGAGUGUUGCCAGAAUAGUAACGACAACAUAGUGGUUACCUGAGAAUUUUAAAAGUGACAGGCAAAUCGGAGUGAUAACACGGUUUGUAAUUUUUGUUCUCACGGAAGACAGUGGGUCAACAGGGUAAAGCACAACGAAAAAAGAAUUGCCUCUUGGCAGACUCUAAAUACCAUGUUGAAAUAGGCGAGCUAAGAGACAUUUAUAUUAAAUCCUGUGUUUUGAAAAGUACUACAAAUACAUUAUUAUAUAUAAAGAGAGAUUACAACUAAUUAAAUGAUAUAGUCGACGUAGGACUAUUCUAUAUACAAAUAUUUUUAACAUUAUAUUUACAAAUAUCAACAAAUUUAUUUGACCUCAACGUAUAAAUUAAAAUGGAAACCUCAUUCGAAAUAUAACUUAUUCACCUGUUUAUACAUUUUCUAUGAACAAGUUUCUAAUUGAUUUCUCCUUCUUUCUGGCGAACCUAGAAUGAUUUCCAAUGAAUUUCUGAUAGUACUGACUUAUAUUUUUUACCUCCUUUUUGUCUGCAAUAUUUUAAAAACUUAUUUGGGAGUCAAGAUAUAAAUCUUACAAGCAUGUGAAUAUAACUCUGCAUAUAAGUCUCUUGCAUCAACUGAAUUUCCUAGUUCCAGAUCUAGGUUAGACUAAAAUGAAGUUACUAUGGCUUUCGAUGUCCUCUACAUUAAUUUCACUUUAGAACUAUAUUGGUGCUGGUAUGUGUCAUACCCCAAAAUUUGCCCGUUAAUCUUGCAAGACAUUUUCAAGGCACUCUCACUCAUUUUUCAAGGCAUUGAUCUUAAAAGAACAAAGGCCCAACUCACAAGUGGCCAAAUCCAGAAAAUGACUCAAAAUGGCUUGCUCGCUAGGCGAGCAAAAUCCUUCGCCUAGCGAACCCUUCGCUACGCCACUCGCCUAGCGAAGCUUGCGAAUACCAGAAAAUUCUGGGCUUCAUUCUGAGCCCAUCAGGUCACAAAAAUUAUUAUAAAUAGCAGAGCUUCAUUCAGAGAAAAGACAGACAGAGGCAGACGGACAGAAACCCUAGCCAGGAAACCCUAACAGAAGCAACACAGCAAACCCAGGAGGCUAACCCAGAAAGUUCAGAGCAACCCUAAAGGAAACCCCGAAGGAAACUCAUCGGCACCAAGGUUAUCUCCGCCCAACUCAAUCCGGCACCAACCCUAUGAGUGACUUGCCAAUUCAAGAUCGCAAUUCAAUUGCAAACAGGGCUAUGGCUUCCAGGAAGACUAUCCGGAUCAAUCUUGUAGAGAUCUCUCCUCAACUCAAGGAUUUAGUGUCAGAACUUCCUGAUCAUGCUCAGUUCAUCAAGAAACAUGGUUCCCUCCUCAAUUUGGUUACCACCGGUUUCAAAGAAGAUAUGACGAGAGUUUUAUUCCAGUUCUUCGACCCUAAACAUCAUUGCUUCACCUUCCCGGAUUAUCAGUUGGUACCCACAUUAGAAGAAUUUUCCAGGCUGCUUGGGAUACCUAUCCUUGAUCAAGCACCUUUCAGUGGUUUAGAGAAGAUUCUGAAGUCUGAAGAAGUUGCCGCAGCUUUACACAUGACAAAGUCCGACAUCGAAACUAAUUGGGUAACAAGAAGUGGAGUCAAGGGUUUACUUGCCAAAUUUCUGAUAAAUAAGGCCCGGGAAUUCUUAAAAGUUACGGAUGUCCAUGCUUUCGAGGAUGUCCUAGCAUUACUAAUCUAUGGUUUGGUGUUAUUCCCUAAUCCAGAACAAUUCAUAGACAUGAAUGCUAUUAAGAUAUUUCUCACUCAUAACCCUGUGCCUACCUUGCUUGGAGACAUUUUGCAUUCCCUUCACACUCGUACUAUGAAAAGGCAAGGGACUCUCAUGUGCUGCGUACCUUUAUUGUCUAGGUGGUUUAUUUCGCACCUUCCUCAAUCAGUCUUGAAGAAUGAGCAAAAUCUGAAAUGGUCUCAAAGGAUAAUGUCGCUCUCACAUUCAGACAUCCGUUGGUGUCCUCAUCUCAAAGAAAAUGUUAUCAUCAUUGACCGUUGUGGAGAGUUCCCUAACGUACCACUCCUAGGAAUAAGGGGAGGUAUUACUUAUAAUCCUGCUUUAGCCCUACGUCAGUUCGGUUGUGCUCGAAGAGAUGGUCCACAUGAGAUAAUUAUCCAAGGCACUGUGUUUGACUAUGACAACGAUUCCCAAGGUCUCCGCCAAAGGUUUGUACGAGCUUGGGGCAUGGUGAAAAGAAGUACCUUAGGACAGAAAAACUUUAUUCCUAUGGAACCUUAUCUCAGAUGGGUAUGCGCAAGAGCUCGUGAACUUGUCAUGCCAUAUCUUGCAGCCGGACCAUUGAUUGUUGAACCAGAAGUUGAAGGAGGUACUUCUCAGAUAAUUUCUUAUCCAGAUAUGCCUAUUGAUGUUGAAGAAUUGAAGAGGUCCUGGAUCCAGUUGAGAGAGGAAAGGGAUACUUUCGAAGCCCAGUUCUGUGCUGAAAGGAAGAAAGUUUAUAAUACUACUACUACUAAUAAUCAUUGA